Leguminivora glycinivorella is the source of this 1314-nucleotide messenger RNA. RefSeq names its product GDP-L-fucose synthase (gene Gmer). The transcript is spliced from 8 exons. Bases 152 to 1129 code for a protein of 325 amino acids. Gene Ontology annotation, biological process: nucleotide-sugar biosynthetic process. Lineage: Eukaryota; Metazoa; Arthropoda; Insecta; Lepidoptera; Tortricidae. The record is from RefSeq and is a predicted model, not a curated record. Gene Ontology annotation, molecular function: GDP-L-fucose synthase activity.
ACAUAGGUAUCUUGACCAAGUUCAAGCACAAAAUUAAACCUUCAAUCAAACUUAUCAAACAUUAUUUUAUGCCGGUACAUCAAAUAACAUUUCAUUUGAUUCUCGCCACGUAUACAAGUUUCAGUGCAAACAAAUAUACUUUAACUUCACUAUGAUGGAUGGAGAGUCACAUAUUAUUUUAGUAACUGGAGGUUCAGGGCUUGUUGGACAAGCUAUCAAAACAGUUGUUGAAGAGGAAAAACAGCAGGGAAAAGGACCACAAAAUGAGGCUUGGAUUUUUUGUGGUUCCAAGGAUGGGGAUCUUAGAGAUAAGCAGCAAACUGAGGCCUUAUUCAAAAAACACCAGCCCACACAUGUCAUCCACCUCGCGGCCAUGGUUGGGGGUCUGUUCCACAAUAUGGCACAUAAUUUAGACUUCUUUAGGGAAAACAUGGCAAUAAACGACAAUGUCCUAGCUGCGUGUCACAACAAUAACGUUAAGAAGGUGGUCUCCUGCCUUUCCACGUGCAUAUUCCCGGACAAAACCACGUAUCCCAUAGACGAAACAAUGGUUCACAAUGGACCGCCACAUUCGUCAAACUAUGGAUACAGCUAUGCGAAAAGAAUGAUUGAUGUUCUAAAUAGAGGUUACCACGAUCAGCACGGGCGCGUGUUCACGUCGGUGAUCCCUUGCAAUGUGUUCGGUCCGCGGGAUAACUACAGCUUGCAGUCUAGCCACGUCAUCCCGGCACUUGUUCGUAGGAUGGACGACGCUAUGAAGAACGGAGAGUCAACAUUCACGGUGCUAGGCAGCGGGCGGCCCCUUCGGCAGUUCAUCUAUUCGCCUGACUUAGCACGCCUCUUUUUGUGGGUGCUGCGGAACUACGAUAGUGUGGAACCAAUUAUUUUGUCAGUGGACGAAGAAGACGAAGUGCCCAUAAGCGCGGUGGCCGAAGCCAUCAAGAAAGCCCACGGGUUCCAAGGCACUUUAGUCUACGACACGAGCAGUGCCGACGGGCAGUAUAAGAAAACCGCGUCCAACAAGAAGCUUCGCGGAGUUUACAAGGACUUCACGUUCACGCCCUUCGAGCAGGCCAUCCAGGAGACCGUGCAAUGGUUCAGGGACAACAGAGAGGCGGCCAGAACGUAGCCAUAACCAAAAAGCAAUAAAUGUUAAUUUAAAACACCUAGACGUCAAAGAAAACACAGGUAUGUAUUACUUAAUCGUUAUACUUAAUUGAUUUCAGAAUACAAUAUUGUUGCGAUGUAUAUUUUAUGAAAAUGUUAUCAUAGUUUAAGAAAUGUAAUAAACAAUAAAUGUAUGAUUUUAUGGUU